AUGUUGUGGUUUGUUUGCGACUUCCGACAAAGUCGUUUGCGCAAACAUGUAGAUAAAUCCAAAAAGCAGGAUACUAGAAGUUUUGACCCGAAGAAGUUUUUCGUUGACUUGGCUACAGGUGGCACUGCUGCCGCAAUAUCAAAAACUGCAGUUGCACCCAUUGAGAGAGUGAAAAUUUUGCUGCAAGUACAAGACGCCCAAAAAACAAUUGCUGUUGAGAAGCGUUACAAGGGCAUACUAGAUGUGCUGAUUAGAGUUCCUCGAGAACAAGGCUUAACUGCUCUGUGGAGGGGUAACUUGGCUAAUGUAAUUCGGUAUUUCCCUACACAGGCUCUUAACUUCGCUUUCAAGGAUACAUUCAAAAAGAUGUUCAUGGGAGGGUUAGACAAGGAAAAACAGUUCUGGAAAUUCUUUGCGGGUAAUCUUGCAGCUGGUGGUGCUGCUGGUGCCGCAUCGAUGUGUGUUGUAUACCCCUUGGACUUUGCUCGAACACGACUCGCUGCUGACAUCGGCAAAGGUGAAAGUCGAGAAUUCAGAGGAUUGACAGAUUGUAUUGUGAAGGUUGCGAAAUCCGAUGGUAUAGUUGGAUUGUAUAGGGGUUUCCUGGUAUCAGUACAAGGAAUUAUUAUAUACCGUGCAGCUUACUUUGGUAUGUUUGAUACUGUUAAGAUAUUGGUAGCUAGUGAAAAGAAACUGAACUUCUUCUUCGCUUGGAUGAUUGCACAAGUGGUCACUGUAAGCUCUGGCAUAUUAUCAUAUCCUUGGGACACUGUACGCCGUCGAAUGAUGAUGCAAUCUGGACGUAAAGAUAUCCUAUACAAGAAUUCAUUGGACUGUGCUAUGAAAAUAAUUAGAACGGAAGGUCCCGCUGCAAUGUUCAAGGGCGCACUGUCAAAUGUUUUUCGAGGUACUGGUGGCGCACUAGUAUUAGCAAUUUACGAUGAAAUUCAGAAGUACCUGUGAAUUAAAUUUGAUGUUGGAUAAUUUUCUCGUUAAUGGUCCAUGAAAAUUUUUGGUAUAAGAUAGGAUUCGAUGUACU
Messenger RNA from Loa loa (African eye worm), 1039 nucleotides. Its product is annotated as ADP/ATP translocase. NCBI's taxonomy places the organism in Eukaryota, Metazoa, Nematoda, Chromadorea, Rhabditida, Onchocercidae. Gene Ontology annotation, cellular component: mitochondrial inner membrane. The transcript is spliced from 6 exons. Bases 1 to 963 code for a protein of 320 amino acids. Gene Ontology annotation, biological process: mitochondrial ATP transmembrane transport; mitochondrial ADP transmembrane transport. Gene Ontology annotation, molecular function: ATP:ADP antiporter activity. The record is from RefSeq and is a predicted model, not a curated record.